CGACAAACACCAACCAGACUACCAUGAUGCGGCCCAUGGAAGCCAGUUUGAAUGGUAGGCUAGCUGGAGGGGGUGGGGAAAGUUCAGGUACAGGUGCUGCCAGCGAAGAGGCGGCUGCUGGAGAGGACGGCUCGGACGCGGUAGGAGCGAGUAAUUCCAGCAGCAGCAGCUUGUCCUUGUCAUUGUCUAGUACUUAUGCAUUGCAAAAGUAUCGUUAUCGUACUAGUAUAAAUUGCAUCACAAAAAAUUUUUUCAAGAAGAAAAAUGGAAUUUGUAAUGCUGAUUUACCUAAAAAGGGAUAUUUGUCAUGCAUGAUCGCAAUUACUACGAGUGCGAUACUUUUGCACAGGAUAGUACUGCUACUUCAUCUCUGAGCAGUACUUCAUCUGCGGCAGCCUUCGCGUCGUCUUUCCGGGAAAGGAAUGAACACGCAAAGACUACGAUAGGCUCCGAUGAAAGUAGAGGAGACGGUAGAGUGGAC
Molecule: messenger RNA, 481 nt
Organism: Amoebophrya sp. A120
Lineage: Eukaryota; Dinophyceae; Syndiniales; Amoebophryaceae
Source: the annotation of a GenBank genome assembly